Messenger RNA from Amphimedon queenslandica, 1632 nucleotides. Its product is annotated as USP6 N-terminal-like protein. Gene Ontology annotation, molecular function: small GTPase binding; GTPase activator activity. Gene Ontology annotation, biological process: regulation of GTPase activity. The record is from RefSeq and is a predicted model, not a curated record. The transcript is spliced from 11 exons. The coding region runs from base 151 to 1368 and encodes 405 amino acids. Lineage: Eukaryota; Metazoa; Porifera; Demospongiae; Haplosclerida; Niphatidae.
GCUGGGUGUGGUCACUCAAUAUCGCUCGAUUCUGUAGUAGUAACUUCAUUCCCCCAGAGACGCUUCUUCUUCUUUCUCUCUCUAGACAGCGAGCUAUCCUAGAAUCCUCUGUAUUUUUCUACCUGCAAGACAGCCGCUACAGUAUAUACAAUGGCGAAUAAAACUGAUGACGAAGACAGAGUUCGUAUCGUUCAGAAAUAUGACAUUGGUAGGGAUGAUGGUGCUGUUAUAGAAGACUGGGAGGACCCUGAUUUAUCGGUUUAUAGAUCAACAGACAGAUAUGGCUUUAUGCACACGAAGCCUAUAGCUACAGGUCUACCAGACAAGGUCGUUCAAAUUGAAAGAGAGAGAGCUUACAAGUGGGGCAAGAUGUUAAAGAAGUGGCACAAGUAUUGGGGAACUGACAAGCUCCUCAAACGUGUCAAUAAAGGGAUACCUGACUCAGUGAGAGGUGAAGUAUGGAAACAUGUCCUUGACAUAGAGGGAGUCAAAGAAGCUGGCAUUUAUGAGUCUAUGAAGCAGUUGGGUAGGAGGGAGUCCCCUGAUAUCAAGCAGAUUGAUGUUGAUGUGUUAAGGACCUUUAGGAACCACGUGAUGUAUAGAGACAGGUAUGGGAUUAAGCAGCAGGCUCUCUUUCACGUACUCGUCGCAUAUUCUAUGUAUAAUCCUGUGUUGGGUUACACUCAAGGCAUGAGCAGUAUUGCAGCAAUGUUGCUAAUGUAUUUAAAUGAAGAGGAUGCUUUCUGGGCCAUGGUAAUACUGAUAGGUAGCCCUCGGUUUGCUAUGCAUGGGAUGCUCAUCCCAGGCCUCCCUAAGCUCCUUGCCUAUUGUGAUCUUCAUGGGAACAUAAGGAGACGCUUCCUUCCUAAACUUGACCGACACUUUAUGACUCAUCAUAUUGAUCCUUCUGAAUAUACAACCCCUUGGUUUGUAAAAUGUUACCUAGAUGCUGUUCCAUUUCAGUUGACGUUGAGAAUAUGGGAUGCAUUCUUAUUUAACGGAGAAUCGAUAUUAGUAUCAGCCUCACUCGUACUACUGAGAAUACACAGGAAAACACUGUUGAGAAUGAGAGAGGACGAGAUCAGAAUAUUCCUACAAGAGCUUGACAGGAGACCUGCCGAUGAGGACACUGUCAUAACCGAGUUAGACGCAGUCCACUCGGAACUAGUGAAGGCCAACCUUGCCAUGCCACCAGCAACUGUCAGAUUACAAGAUCUUUCAAGCCUCAAUCACGAGGCAAAGCAACGGGCUGCUGCUUCAGUGAGGCCACACCCACAGACACACCCACCCACAUCCCAUUCAUCCCCCCAGCGACCUAACGGAUACACUACCUAUAAUGGACAUGUGCCAGAGUACCGUCAUAGAUAGGCGUGGUCAUAUUUAACCCUUUAUAAACCAGGUUAUACACGGUUGAUUCAGUAUUAUAUUCUGUCAGUGAUCAAGUUGUUGUGUUAAUAAAGGUUUCAGUUGUAUGGAAACAACUAUAUUGCUGCAUGUUUAUUAUUAUUCUCAUUAUUAUUAUUAUUAUUAUAUUAUAUUAUCAUUGUAUUGUUGUUAUUAUUAUUAUUAUUAUUCCAUGUUUUUGUUUUCGUGUAUUUUUAACAUUAUGUCUUGAAAUUAUUUAAUUUAUAA